UCUGUCUGUCUGUCUGUCUGUCUGUUUGUCUGUUUGUCUGCCUGUCAGGCGCUGAGUUCAGGGUUCGACAGGCGACUUUGCACCCCAAAAUGUCCGUGGCUGUCUGCCUUCCGCGUGUUCUGUCCUCCAGUUCGAGGGUUAUUUGAUUAUUACAAUUUACCACUGUAUUUUUCUACCAGGUACUAGGUACCAUGUAGAUGCUGGCGCUGUUCCUGCGCAUCGCCACACCUCAUCUCCCAUCCAAGCGCCUCUUGGACCAGGGUUCUUUCGCUUGACCAGGCUGUCUCGAUCCCAAGCAUCCCCACCCGACGUUCUUUUUGGUCUCUACGGGAGGCGCACAGAGUGCCACAAGGUGCCCUUUGGGCUGAGACCCGCGCCAAACGGGUUAGUUCUGGGCGACCAGGUGGCCUGAGAUGUGCCAGCUGCAUCCUCCACUGGACCAGACGUCGUGUGUGUGCCGGUUCCUGCAUUGGCGCCGAACAUCACAGGGAGCACCCUGGAAUACGACGCUCAUCCAAUCCGGAAUUAUGACGCCGGGCGAGAAAUGUGCCCUGCCCUUGACAAGAACAGAGAGAUUGCAACAUACACGUCGCAAAGCAAGGUGAAGCGAAUACCGUUUUCGUUGAUGCCGUACCAGUGGGCUGUGAUAAACGUGUAUCGGCAUUGCACUGGCAUUGCUACCCGGGGAGUCUAGGCUCCAAGUUCUGGGGUGUCGAGGCACUGUGGACGCCCAUGCAGUCGGGUUCUAUACCACAGGCACAUACGACCAAUGCGUAUUCGCUACAGUAGGUACUGGGACUGUGCUACGACGACUACUGUACUAGUAGCCGAGCGCCUCAUCCGCGGCUCGUUCGGCGGGCGCCUCUGCACAAAGAGCGCUUUGCAACGUUCAGUCGGAGUUUAUGCCAGAACAGCAACAGCUGGCCUAGCUAUAGCCUAUGCCACCUCUCCAGUCCAUCGCGACCACCAUCACCCCAGCUCCAGGCUCUACCGAGCGCGCGAGACAUGCUACUCCUAUGGCGACUCGCGAGACACGACGCACGAAAUGGCUUGACGGAAGCGACUCCCUCGGCGAGAAGCCCCAGGCUAGACAGGCUCCACUGCGCAGUUACUGGCUUGUGGCUGUCAAGACUGUACAAAUCGUAUGCCCUGUUCGCCUACGAGUUGGACUCUCCACCACGAGUGGAUGCCCCCGGUGGUCUUCGUACUGUCAGUCACUGUACCUGCGCCUGUCCGACGUCCAAUGUCUGUCAGCGAUUUGACCGGCUCCACUCCCACUACGCUCCGCUCGACACCACAGGCCCAGAUGCCUUCCACAGUCGACGAAGAGACAGCGAGCUCGACAGCCUGCAUUUUGAGAGCCUGAAAGCUCGACCCUCUUCCGUUGUGAGGCCCUUUCCGUAGGUCCUCGUCUCUGUCCCCAGUCGCUUGAUCUAUCCUGGGCGAUGAUCAGGUAGACCCAGUGCGCGCACUGAUAUCCUCUUUGCUCAUCAAAUCGCCCAAGCAAGCGAACGUGCGUCUCUGUUGCUCCAGCUGUUUCCCUGUCACCCAUCUGCAUCAUCAUCGUCAACUUCUGAAAACCUCUGGCCUCCAACGCUGGACUGGGUCUCUUGCUCUUGUUCUCCGUUUUCCUCGAGACGGAUCCCUACCUCACCCUGGUCUUGGAAGGGAGUUAGGUCUCGCCUGAUCCCUUGCGGCGCCGCCUCUAAAUCUAAAUUUCCCGACUUCGUCCAUCCUGCCUUAACAGAUUCCCAUACUACUAUCUCGCCCGCCGCUACUCCAUCCUUCCCUCCUUGUACCACCACUUCACCAUACAUCAACCAGGUCACCGGUCUCUCGUCAUCUCCCGGCCGUCAACCUGGUUCCAAUCUUCGCUUCACGUUCGAUCGCAUCUUGUCUUGCCCCCUGAGACUCUUUCUUGUCCCAACGUCGGAUCUGGAAUCGGAGACCCGAUUGCGACAGUUGCCUCGUCGCAACCCCCUCCACCUGCUGCCCGGUUGCGCCUUCCGCCAUCGACCGACACCUUCUCAUUGUGCGCUCUUACAUUAGACUCGGUGUCCUUGUACCUCGCCCGUCGAUCAAAGAAUCAACCUGUCUGGGUUUUAUAAAAUCCUUUACCGGGGCGGCAAUGCUCCGAUGUCUGACGGAGCCCACACCCGCUCACAGAGCAUGAACAUCGAAGACCACCAUCAAGAAUAUUAUGACGGAGCACAGAACCACUCUCACGGCAUCAGCAACGAAGAUCAAGAAUACUACAAUAUGAAUUCCUAUCUACAAGAGUCUUUUCAGUACUCUCUCCAUCAGCAGCCGCAGAUGUUUUACCCGGGCGUAACCUACCCCAGCUAUAUGGUCCAGCCUCAGCUACAUGUAGACGACUUUCACCGCUCAUACGGCGGAUUGGCCGAGUAUGCCGAGUUCAUGCCUCCGGGGAUGAUGCAGGAGGACUAUGGAGAACCGGAGGAGGUUUCGUCACGGCCCAGACUCACCAAGGAGCAAGUUGAGGUGCUUGAAGCUCAGUUUCAGGCCAACCACAAACCCAAUUCUCUGGUCAAGCGGCAGUUAGCCAUUCAAACAAACCUGAAGUUCCAGAGAGUGGGGAAUUGGUUUCAGAACCGUCGGGCAAAGGCGAAGCAGCAAAAGAGACAGGAAGAGUUCGAAGCAAAGAGGAAGGCAGAGAAGAAAGAGGAAUCCAAAGAAGAGCAACCCGAAGAAGUUGCUUCCGCCAGCACUCCGAAGCCCGACGCCCAAGCAGAGACCAAGCCUGGGGCGACAUCGCCCACGCGUUCGGAGUCUUCCCCAUCGAAACUGUCACAGACUGGCUCUCGAAACACGCCAUCUCCCAUGAAAGCGAUAGAGAGGGCCAAGGAAGCCAGCUGGGCGUCACUCCAACGAGCAUUAGGGCAGGCCAAGGCAGCGCGAGCUCAGCAUUCAACGCAGCCCAGUGUAUCCAUGGCUCCUCCAGACCUUCCGCCUCAGUCAGCUCCGAUGCAACUUCCGCUUCGUUUAAAUGGUCCUCAUCCCAGUCUUUCUGCUGCGAGUGGCGCAACAUGGCCCAACCAAUCCGCCAGCACGGCUCCCUAUCCUUCGCCAAUCACCCUGCAAGACAACUCGUUCGAUUUUGGCUUCGACACCGAGCCAUCCAACACGUCGAGCCAAGGGACUGAUUCGGGCGAUCAAAUGGCUGACUACAUCCACGAGUCCUUCGUCGUGACCCCUGAAGACUGGCAAGAAGCCUUGACCACGCCGAAAGGGAUGCCCUUCCAGCAAGAUGAUCCAUCCAGCACCUUGCCUUCUCCUGGGUUGACCAUGCCGUCGAACCCAAGCUCUCGGCGAGAAUCUACCACGGACGAUCUGUCUAAUAACUUUGGCAAUUUUGCUUUAGCAGGCAGUUCGCCUGGCAUGGUGUCGCAUCACCGACGUCCUUCUGAGCCUAUCCGAUCACCCCAGCACGGAUCAUUAGAUAUUGCGGCCCGGCGGAAACGACCACGCCCGGCUGCGCUGACCGCGACUUCGCUUAGAAGCCGAUCAUAUGGUGCCUUGAACGCAGUCUCACCUAGUUUCCGGCCCGGGGCGAACAAUAGUAGCCCAUCUGCUCCUCAUACUGUUCGUCAUGUCAAGUCAGCCGGUCAUAGUCUGAACACACGAUAUGCGGGUGUUCGCAAAUCGAGCUCGGCUCAGCGAUCGCCAAUGUGCGUAGCCAGCUUCGCGGAAGCCGAAGCUUUCAAUCAGUUAAUGGCGCAACAAGCGCUUAAUGCUCAAACUCUGGCAGAGUUGCCAGCUCCAUCACUGUCGCCCGACAUCAUCACCAACAAUCCCAUGAACGACCCGCAGAAGAACCCUUUUCUCGCCAGGAACAUCGACCCUUACCGCAUGCAAGCACCCCAGAACCUCAGCCUCAGGACGGCGUCGCCUCCGCGCACGCCGCUGGGGGGAGAGUCGAUGCUGCGAGGACUUUCGCAACAGUCCCUCUGUCCACCAGCUUCAGCCCCGGCACAUUACACUUCUUUUCCUGACUAUACACCGCCCUACUCGGCCGGCCCACUUACCAACAACAGUUGGUCGGAUGCUCCAUUGACUUCGCCUGAGAUGCCGUCGUUCCCACCCGUGACAUAUGUACCGUCCCUCGGAUACCCAGGACAGGGGCACGGUGAUGGUGUCAAUGGUCAAUUCGCUGGGAUUGUUCUCGCCUCAGACCAGCCGCCCGACUUUGCAUAUAAUUCUCAAAUGGACCACAAGCAAACGGAGUUUUACAUCCAAGAAUUUCCCAACCAGAAAGAAGAACACGCUAAUAUUGCUCAACAACUGUCUCAAGCGAAACCUCGAAACUACGUGUUUGCAAACACUGCGCCGCAAGACUAUGCAGGGCCUUAACGACUGAACUCACUGCGAAGAUAUACCCUUGUUUCGUCGCAUUCUGUUUGGUCGGUGUACCAGUACGAUUUUUCUGUUUCUUAUUUGUGAGCGUUCAGGCCCCCUUGGUGGGGUCAAGUGCCUUUUCGGUUUGGAAGCUGCCCUAGACAGAGGGUAUGGAUGAAGAGACGGCAUACAGGACGCGAGACGGCUGGGCCCUGGGCGUUUUAGCAAGAGCGGGCGAACUGGGCCUUAGAUGACGGGCCGAAGCCGGCCGUCUCGGCGAUGAUGGAAUGUGUGGAAUGUGCACCAGAUGGAAGGAGCAUGUAAUACGAGGCGCCUACAGUACGGGCAUGGACUAAGAGGACAGCCUCCCUGGCAGCAGAGGUCGGAUCAUUUUGAUAUUAUUAUUAAUCAUUCCAGCUUGGACUCGCAUGCAGUGCGGGUAGAUAGCGGUUACUAGUCUACUCUACUCGCGACCUGGAAGCAGAGCAGCAGCAGUGCGAGAAUAAGAUGGGGUCAUCUGCUUUGUUGCUGAUGCUCCGCUGUGUAUCGGCAGAUCUUCCAAAUGUUUGUAGUAAUAUCAUCGGUCUGAGGGCUCUAGGACUGCAUAUCGUCAUGAUGCGGCACCUCAUAUAAUUUCUUUUACCUGGCGCAA
Molecule: messenger RNA, 5008 nt
Organism: Exophiala dermatitidis NIH/UT8656
Lineage: Eukaryota; Fungi; Ascomycota; Eurotiomycetes; Chaetothyriales; Herpotrichiellaceae
Exons: 3
Coding region: 2137-4371 (744 amino acids)
Biological process (GO): regulation of transcription by RNA polymerase II
Cellular component (GO): nucleus; RSC-type complex
Molecular function (GO): DNA binding
Source: RefSeq, a predicted model, not a curated record